Cherax quadricarinatus is the source of this 1275-nucleotide messenger RNA. RefSeq lists its product as uncharacterized. The record is from RefSeq and is a predicted model, not a curated record. Gene Ontology annotation, molecular function: structural constituent of chitin-based larval cuticle. Gene Ontology annotation, cellular component: chitin-based extracellular matrix. NCBI's taxonomy places the organism in Eukaryota, Metazoa, Arthropoda, Malacostraca, Decapoda, Parastacidae.
UGUGGGCACUCCACCCAGCUCAGACCUCUCCCUGCUACCCAGCCAUGAACACCCUGGCUCUGCUGCUGACCGCCGCCCUCUGCUGCUGGCGCUGCGGGAGGGUGAUGGCAUCAGCUGGGAUCCACACGGUGAGCCACAAGGGUGUGAUGUACGCAGCGGCGCCCCAGGAGCGUGGGGCAUACUCCGUGGGACCCGCUGGGGGGCGCUACAACUACGGCUACAACACUGGCGACGGCAUCGCUAAGGUGGAGGUACGACAACACGACGGCUCCAUCGUCGGCUCUUACCGCUACUUCGACCCAACUGGAAAACAGGUUGUUCGUUCCUACGUCGCUGAUAACAGAGGUUUCAGAGUCUUGGGCAACGACCUGCCCAUCAGUCCUGACACCCCUGCCUCUAAGGUGCUAGGAGCCCCGGCCUUCACUGCUGCUGUCGAAGGCACAAGAGAGUUCGCAAUCCCACCGCCACUGGGCGCUAGCACUCUGUCACAGACUUCUAGUUACCAACUGCAGCAACAGCAGUCCCAGCAGCAGCAACUCCAAGACCAGCUUGUGAAGAGACAGCAGGAGGCGUUCAGGCUGCAACAGCAACAACUGGAAGAACAGAGGAGACAACUGCGACUCCAGGAAGAAAAACUGGAAGCUCUGCAGAGAGAACUCGAUGCCCGGCAUCUAAGGAUUCAGCAGCAGCUGCAGCAGUCACAGGUCAGCGUCCACCAGCAGCAGCUUCCAGUACAACAAUAUCAGUUCCAGUCUCACCAGCAACAAUCACAGUUACCACAGAUACAAAACCAGUUAACAGGUGGUCUCACAUCUCCAUAUUUCUACUUCCAGCACGAUAUUAACUACGACUUCCCAGCUGGCUUUGCCUAUGCAGGACUGCCAGUCAUCAACACAUCCCCGUCCAGGAAAACUGUUUACCCUAAAUCCACGUACACGAUUGGCCAAGCCUGAUAAAGAUACAAAAAAAAAAAGGUAAACAACUACACUGACGCUAUUUCUAACAAAUGAGAAAGAGAUGUCCCACGUCACUCGUUCAAUUGUAAAAAAUAUACGUUGUACUCAGCUGUGAUAUGCCACAGUUUACAACAUUAUAAGUAUGAGAUAGAGUGAGUGUUGGCUCCAUGUUGGAUCACAGUUGUUUAGUCCCGGGGGGUCAAUGUCUUUUUUUUUUUCGGUGGUGGAAGUGAGGUCUGGCCUGGUAAUGGGUGUUUCUAAGGAUGUAAUUUGUGUUGUUUGUCUUUAUCUUCUCAGGAUAUAAACUUGUUAAUAAAAU